AUGGAGAAAGAGAUGGAAACCUUUAGCCACUUAGGGUCCUCUGAUCACAUGCUGGGUGAUGAUUCGCAUCUGGUUAAGGAAGCUAAAGCCAGACAAGAUUUAAGCCCAUUUGAAACUGGUAGUGAGAGUGGCAGCAGCAAACAUGAUACAUUGGACUGGGUGAGGAUAGACUGUGGAUCAGACUCAACCUAUAAAGAUGCAAACGGGGAUACUUGGAAGGCAGAUGACGAUUUCAUUAAAACAGGCAAUAACAAACAAGUCCCCCAGUGCAGCUCUUCCAAAGUAGAGCAACUGAACACACUUCGUGUCUUCAUGGAACAGAACAAGAAUUGUUACACUUUGCCUACACCUACAUCAACCAGAUAUCUUGUUAGAGCUAUGUUCUUGUAUGGAAACUAUGAUGGCCUCUCCAAGCCACCAACCUUUGACCUUGAGUUCGAUGGAAACAAAUGGGCUUCUGUUGUGACUACCAUGACUAGUUUCACCUACCAUGAAAUGAUUUAUGCAACCAAGGGAGACAGCAUUAGUAUUUGUCUGGCUCGAACUCAAGAUCAGCAGUUCCCCUUCAUUUCCAGGUUGGAAUCUUUGCCAUUGCCUGCUGAUAUGUACCCCCAGAUGAGAAGGGAUAUGGCCUGGUUCAAUAGCUAUCGCUAUAAUUAUGGAGCCAAUGAUCAGAUUCUUGGGUACCCUGACGAUGAAUACAACCGCAUAUGGGAGCCUAUGAUUCCAUCUGGCCUGGAGCCAGUAACUGCAAAUUUUACUUCUCUUGAUCUUACAUGUGUUAAUGCCCCCCCUGAUUCUGCAAUAAUCACAGCAGUUCACGCUCCAAGUUCAACGGAUACAAUCGACUUGAGUUUCCCUUUUGGCAAUGUGAGCCACCUUGACCAUGUUGAAAUGUACUUCACUGAACCAUUUCUGGCAACUAAUGCAAGUAGAUCAUUCAAUGUAACUGUAAACAAUGUUUUCGUCGCGAAUGCCACCAGCCCAGAAUACCAGAACUGUCUCAACGUAGGGACAAAUUCCCUGUCUGUCGGUAAUUUGGAUGUUCAGCUAUUACCAACUGAUAUUUCUACACUGCCUCCAAUAAUAAGCGCCAUAGAAGUUUACACUGUUAGUGAACCUCUAGUCACUGCAACUACACCACAAGGCGACUUGGAUGGAUUAGGAGAGUUCGUUGACACCUUUGAACAGCUGGAGGGAUGGAGCGGGGAACCAUGCCUUCCUAAUAACAGCAUCUGGCAAUGGUUGAACUGCAGCAGUGAUCAACCUCCAAGAGUAAUUUCAAUAUAUCUCUCUGGAUAUGGUCUCCAAGGUUUUCUCCCAGAUUUCAGCCAUAUGGAUGCCCUUGAAAUAAUUGACCUCCGUGAUAAUGAUUUCUAUGGCAAUGUUCCACAAACUAUAACUGAUAACAAGCAAAUCAAAUACAUGAUAGAUGGGAAUGAGAAUUUGGGUCAGGGAAAAAACGAAAAGGCAGAGAAGAUUGGGUUGUCUCUUGGUUCAAUACUAGUGCUGUGUCUUGUUAUUUUCUUGGUUUUGAAAUAUGGAAUAAGAAAAAAACCAACUCCAACUGGAAAAAUAGAAACGAUAAGAGAUGAGAAUGAUCCUGCAGAGCGACUGACGUAUAGAUAUGAAUGGAGACUGUGGAGGUACUACAUGAGAUAA
This is a messenger RNA of Theobroma cacao (cacao), 1662 nucleotides long. The record is from RefSeq and is a predicted model, not a curated record. NCBI's taxonomy places the organism in Eukaryota, Viridiplantae, Streptophyta, Magnoliopsida, Malvales, Malvaceae.